AGCGUUUACGGGAGGCGUUGCUCAGCAUUUCGUUCAGAGAAAAUGGCUGUUCCUUUGCUGAGCAAGAAGAUAGUGAAGAAGCGUGUCAAGAAGUUCAAGAGGCCUCAAAGUGAUAGGAAGAUUGCCGUUAAGCCAAGCUGGCGAAGGCCUAAGGGUAUUGACUCACGUGUCCGGAGAAAGUUUAAGGGAUGCACUCUCAUGCCUAAUAUUGGUUAUGGCUCAGACAAGAAGACUCGCCACUAUCUUCCUAAUGGAUUCAAGAAAUUUGUUGUGCAUAAUGCCAAAGAGCUGGAGCUUCUGAUGAUGCAUAACAGGACUUAUUGUGCUGAGAUAGCUCAUGAUGUUUCAACUCGGAAGAGGAAGCAGAUUGUUGAGCGUGCUGCACAGUUGGAUAUUGUUGUGACCAACAAAUUGGCUAGGUUGCGCAGCCAAGAAGAUGAGUGAGGAUCAGUCCGUUUAUGUUGAUUUUUCUUGUGGUACCUUACUCUAGGCUUUAGGAAGUUUCAGCAGUUUGAAUGAGGUGUUUGAGCGUUAUUUUGACCUCAAUGCAAUGUUGCUUAUCUUGAUUUUGAAUCCAAACCUCUUUUUUUUUUUUUCUUUUUUCUUUUUUUCUUUUUUUUAAUUUCAAGUUAUUGUAGUAAUGUUUCAAGACUGCUUUCAUCUCCUUAGCGUGUUUGUAAUAUCAAUUUGCAAAUUCAUCCAAAUUU
Molecule: messenger RNA, 707 nt
Organism: Rubroshorea leprosula
Lineage: Eukaryota; Viridiplantae; Streptophyta; Magnoliopsida; Malvales; Dipterocarpaceae
Source: the annotation of a GenBank genome assembly